Molecule: messenger RNA, 1537 nt
Organism: Tigriopus californicus
Lineage: Eukaryota; Metazoa; Arthropoda; Copepoda; Harpacticoida; Harpacticidae
Exons: 3
Coding region: 696-1373 (225 amino acids)
Source: RefSeq, a predicted model, not a curated record
CUUUUUUUUCAUUUGAAGAUGCCGAUGGCAUUAUACGAUGCAAACGAUGGUCCUGGUGAUGCUGAAGUUGGCCGCGACAAUCCUGGCUCUCUCGCCACCCUCGAUCCGCAAAAUUAUUUUUUUUGGCCGAUUUUUUCCAUGAGUGUUUUUAGAGACAAAGAGGCAAAACUAAAAUUAGCUGUUGAAACAAAAUAUUUAGCUAGAUAUGCCAAGAAACCACUGCAAUAUUCUUUUUUAAAUGUUACUCUUAAUCAGUGAGCUGCAAGGUUUUAAAGACGUGUCCGAGGACUUAUGGCACACCCGGUAGUUUGUUGACAUAUUCAAAUAGCUCACAACAAACAAUUAAACCGAAUUAAUAUUCUUACGGUCUUCAGUAUUUGAACCUUCACAGGCCAUGAAAUUCAAGGACAAUGACGUCCUAACCAAACCCCAACCAUGUUCCACAGGGCUCCACGCAGAACAAACCAAUGAUAUUUGGACCACUUCCAAUAUUCUGUGCUGACUUUCAUGGCCUGUUCUUGUGACUUAGACCCUUCUACAGCUAGUACAUAAUCUUACUCUGAUGCCACAAACCUUUGGCACAAUCAAACAUGUCUUCAUCGAGCGUUGUUUCUUUUGGGGUCGAAAUCCCGGGAGCCCUUUUGAGACGAUCCCUUCAAGUUGGCCGGAGAUAAAAGAGAAUUGCCUCCAAAACCAUGUUCCAAUGUUGCUGUGGCUCCACGCUCUCCAUAGUUGGAUCAGCCUCGCCUGAAGAGGUUCCUGGGACGAAAGCCGGAAUCGAACAAACCCACCACUGCAACGGACUCAAUGGCUUGAAUGCCAAGACCAAUGAGCCGCCCAAGCCAAACCAGCUGGAAGCAUCAAGCAUUGGCGCCACCCAGGCCUCAUCCAGACUUUUUCCCGCCUCCAGUUCGUCCUCUUGUCCUCAUUUGACCGCAGAUGAGGAACAUGGAAAGAUGGGUCGAUUACGGCAUGACAACAGUAGCACAAAAACCAACGACUCGAAUGAAUCCAUCUUGGGCUUCCCUAACCAGGGCGCCUCACCAGCCCCGCUCUCGGUGGCUGGCUCGAGCGAGACGCCUUCCCGCCGAUUCUUCGAUCCAUCCAGGGUUACCAAAACCUACAGCUUCAAACGGAUGAUGAGUUUUCGGACCUCGCGCAGAAGCAAUGGAACAUCGACGGGUGGUGGUGUUUCCGAGAUUCCUCAAGGCAAUCACCACUAUCUUCCUCUCCAGUUCUCUUUUCUGGGUCAAAUCUAUCGAAAGACCACGGUGAGAAGGACCUCGUCCUCGAACAACACAAACGGGACCACUCGGGCCAAGUUCUCUAUAGAACCGCCCAGUAGUCCCAGCCACUUUCAGGAUGAGAAAUAAUGCUUAGUGUCUCUAUCCUGCGAUCUCUGUCCAUGUUCUCAGCUCCUACUUAAGUCUUAUUUUUUUGGACACCCUGUCCCUUCCGAGUCAACCGUUUAACUCGUUACAAGCUCCAUAUUUUUCAAACCCUAAAUAUAUUCGUGAUCAGUAUUGCAAUCAUAAAA